This is a messenger RNA of Rhodamnia argentea, 673 nucleotides long. RefSeq lists its product as uncharacterized. Lineage: Eukaryota; Viridiplantae; Streptophyta; Magnoliopsida; Myrtales; Myrtaceae. The record is from RefSeq and is a predicted model, not a curated record. The transcript is spliced from 4 exons. The coding region runs from base 136 to 573 and encodes 145 amino acids.
CAUGAGAGAAUUUAUGCAGUUGCAAAGACAUGGUUUAAGGUAGCAGUAGUAGUGCUGGUGGUUUUUUUUAUUGUGGUUUAAAAUGCAGAGCACUUUGAAUUAUCUUAGGUGUCUCUGAGCAUUUGGUUUCAUGUCAUGGAACAGGGAACGAGUUUCGAGAAAUGGCUACUUUUGUUGUUGUUUUUGGUUUGUGCAUUUUGUUAUUGUUGCACUCAUGCAGGUAUGGCUGAUACAUCUUUGUUUUUUGUUACGUUUCGUAGAAGAAAAGACCUGUUUCAAGUUUUGGCUCCACUGCCUUGGAACUCUAUUGGUACUAUUGCAACACUUUCGCAGGAGAUAAUCUACAUAUUAUCAUGUCCUGUCGCCACCAAAUUUAACUCCUGCACAAUCAAAUCGACUCUGCAGCGCUCUUGUUCUUCUUCAGUGUGUAGCCUCUCACCCCGACACGGGAAUGUUGUUCCUCUAGGUUCAUGUACCGUUACACUAGUAUCCUUUCCUCAAUACGGGGAGCAAGACAAGGCCGUUCAAGUAUCUGAUACUGACCAGUCUUGGUGUUUUUGGUGCCCCGGUUAAGGUGCUUGAUUCAGACCAACAUACAAUACUCUCAUAUCUCAGUCCAUCGACUUUGCAUAUGUGCAUAUGCAUGCAAUUAAAUACUCGAUCCUUGACUUUA